ACUGGAAUCGAUGAUCGAACGCGAAUUCGUGCAGGCCGGUCAUCCGUUCGCCUCUCGAUGCAGUCACUCAGUGUACGGUCGCAGUAGCCAUUCAUCACGUGAUCGAGCUGAAAGCCCGACAUUUCUUCUCUUCCUUGAUUGCCUCUGGCAGGUAAUGCAACAGUAUCAAAACUCGUUCGAGUUCGUCCCCGCGCUGCUGACGUUUCUGUUUGACCACGCGUACGCAUCGGAGUUCGGUACAUUCCUCUACAACUGUGAAAAGGAGAAGAAAGAAAACAAUGUCAAACAGAAGACCGUAUCCAUUUGGAGCUACCUGAAUCAUCCAGACAUAUUAUACCGCUACAUCAACCCAUACUAUCAGCCAAACAAUGAAGUGUUAUGGCCUUCUGUAGCCCCACAGAGCAUUUUGCUCUGGGAACGGUUGUACUGUCGAUGGUUAGUCGACUGGUCGAAGAUCGAGAAAGCUGAAGCAAAAGCUGCCGAGCUGAAGAGCGAAGAGAACCGCCUGAUCAACCGAAUCUCUAAGAUCAGGAGGUAAAA
Soboliphyme baturini is the source of this 540-nucleotide messenger RNA. NCBI's taxonomy places the organism in Eukaryota, Metazoa, Nematoda, Enoplea, Dioctophymatida, Soboliphymatidae. The record is from the annotation of a GenBank genome assembly.